AUGUCUGAUAGAUCGGAUGCCACUAUUGUGCUGGACCUCGCAUGGAGACAGAUUGAUAAAAAGAACGAAGGAUUUGUGAAUUCUCUUUUGAAUGCCAAAAUAUUGAAUUCAUCAGGUCGUACCAUUGUCAAAGAUUUUAGUAAGACAGAACCACAUCAUAAGAUUAAUAAAUCUGCUUUCAAAUCAUUAUUUAAUUCAUUAUUGGGGACUUCUUUUAAUAAUGCACUAGAAGCUAUAACUUAUGAUAAAACUUUAUUGGAAUUAGAAAAAGGUGAUGUUUCAAUAUUACCAGAUAUUCCUGUAUUAACUUCAACUCCUGUUAAAAAAGAACCAGAGGACAAAUUCAAGCCAAAUUUCAAGACUGAAUAUUCAAAAUUGAAAAAAUUACAUGAUAAUAGUGAAGAUGAAAUUAAAUUUAGAGAUGAAUAUAUUGAAAAAUUAGAAAAAAGGGAAAUUGAAUCAGAAGAUUCCACAGUGAAAUUAAGAUCUCUUGUGAAGAAGAUCUCAAAUUUAGAAAAUGAAAUUACUUAUAGAGAUGAAUUAAUUAUUAAAUUCCAAAAUGAAUUAAUUAAUGAACAAGAAAAGCAUAAAAAAUCUCAAAAUGUUAUAAAACUUAUGGAGAAUGAAAUUAAAGAACUUCGAAACUCUUCAAAAUCGAGUGAUCCUUCUUCCUCCUCAUCAUCAUCAUCAUCAUCAUCAUCAAAUUCCAAAAUAUUUAUUAAUGCCCUACAAGAACGAAUUUCUAAACAACAAAUUGCUAUAAAUCAUCUAAAAUCAACACUUCAAUCUAAAUCAGAAAUCAUUACAAAAACACCAAUAAUAUUUUCCACUCCGAACAAUACCUCCAAACCAGAACAAAUGGAAGGAUUAUCCAAAAUAUGGAGAUUGGUAUCAUACUUAUUAAUCAUAUGGUUAACUAUAUAUACAUUCAUCAACCUAUACUUCACAGGAGAUCCAUGGUAUAAAGAUUCAUUUUUAGAAAAAUAUUUAGAACCAAUUAUAUUAGAAUCUCAAGUAUUAAAUUGGGAUAAUUUAUUAAAUAUAAAACCUAAUUUAAAUGAUGAAGAUUUAAAAAUAAUGGAAAUUUUUGAAAUAUUAUAA
Hansenula ciferrii is the source of this 1101-nucleotide messenger RNA. RefSeq lists its product as uncharacterized. Bases 1 to 1101 code for a protein of 366 amino acids. NCBI's taxonomy places the organism in Eukaryota, Fungi, Ascomycota, Saccharomycetes, Phaffomycetales, Wickerhamomycetaceae. Gene Ontology annotation, biological process: spindle pole body duplication; protein localization to spindle pole body. The record is from RefSeq and is a predicted model, not a curated record. The transcript is spliced from 2 exons.